Molecule: messenger RNA, 7024 nt
Organism: Spirodela intermedia
Lineage: Eukaryota; Viridiplantae; Streptophyta; Magnoliopsida; Alismatales; Araceae
Source: the annotation of a GenBank genome assembly
AUGGCGAAGAGCCCUGCGAACAGACAAGGGAGGAAAGCUGCCGUCGCGGAACCGGUGGGAGACUUCUUCAAUUCGGAAGAGACGAAGCGUCGACUAAAUGCCACGCCCAUGCCCAGCGGCAAGCGGCGGAGGUCCGAUGAGCCGGCUCCGGCGAGCCCCGCCAGCCCCGUUUCCCCAGAGAAGUGGGCGCCUCAUUUACGACGCGCUGCUAGUGAGACCGAUGCCAAUGUUCGUGACGAGUCUCGUUGCUGCUAGUUCGCCUCCAUUUUGUUUUAAUCGGAAUCAUUACCGUUCCUCCCAGUCUAACGAGUCUAACGCCUCUGGCAGGGAGUCAUUAAGACGACCAAUGCCGUCGUCACUUGUUGUUCCCCUAAAUCUCCAAUGAAGCGGCUGUUCGCCGGCUUAUCUCAGAAGAACAGAUGGAAUCCUAGAGGUUGGUUCAAUUCUCUUAGAGUCAUCGGCGGAAUAACCAGUCAGCUUCGUGUGUUUGUCGCCUUUCUGUUCAUUUCAGUAACUGCUCUAGCUCGGAGCGAUUCCUCAGCGUAUGAUACAUCUUGCAGAUCCGGGGCAAAUGAACGCGGUUAAGGAGGCUUUCCACGUGUCCUCGCCCCCCGCAACAAUCGUGUGCCGCGACUCCGAGCAGAUGCGGAUUUUCGAAUUCUGUAAGACCUGUAUAGAACAGGAAACAGGUGGGAGCCUGUACGUCUGUGGAUGCCCCGGGACGGGGAAGACGUUGUCAAUGGAAAGAGUGAAGGAGCUCUUGGGGGCAUGGACGAAGGAGGCAAGCCGUAUUCUCUCUUUUUUCAUCGCCUGCAAUCUUUUUCCUUACUAGUAGUACUUUUGGCAGUGUGGCUAGAUUUUGUCCCUUACACGCGUGCCCUCGUUGCACGAAGCGUCUUCUCCGGAGGAGCGAACGUCAGGAGAGUCAAAUUACAUGCACUACUUGUUUUAACUGAAUUCGGAUCGAAUAUAUGGCAUUGAUAUCGAUCCGAUAUAGAGAUUUCUGACGGAGAUAUGUGAGGGUCUUAUUCGCAGUAUGAAGGAAACAAGAAGAGGUUAUAUCUUGAAAUAGCUCAAGGCACCUAGCCAAAAACAUUGAUAACGAUAAUCAUAUGCAUUCUAAAAUAAAAAAUAUUUUAGGCGCACAAUAUAUUUUUUGCCCAUACAGUUACUAUUUUUCAGCUGUUUUCUUUGUUUUGUCAACGUUCAAUCGUGAUAUCUUCAUCUGAAUCUGGGGGCUUCUCUAGUAUAUGUUACAAACAAGGAUAACGAAAUAACACAGACGAUAAAACAUACUGAAACGAGUUUAUGAAAAAGUUCGGAUCCCCUCCCCAAUUUGUUCACUUUUUUUUGUUCGCCGUACAGCAUUGUUUCACGGGUGCAUCAACGUUUUCCUGACCUGUUCGUACAUAGUAAGCUCUCAUGGUCAUAUUAAUCAGGAAGUGGCGGGCAUUUUGAUACCGACUGCAAAUUAGUUCUUAACAUUUCCUUCAGAUGGCCGACACGAAAUUGAACUACCGAUCGUCCUCGUGUUGACAUUCCUGAUCGACACUUUUUUGCGUUUUGUUGCCGUAUCAUUGAAUUUUAAAUCAAGAUGCUCUUGGAUUUAUUCUCAGGUGGGGUUUCAGUUUCCAGUCACACUGAGUAUAAGCUGUAAUUCACUGACAACGACCUCUGAAAUUUUCCUCAAGGUAGUUUCCCAUGUUUUAGUUCUAACAAUGUUGAGAGAUCCUGCAUCAGAUAAUUGAACACUUUUUACAUUUUAUUGCAGAUUCUAGAGAAAUGCCAUUUAAAAAAGGUGAAUGGCGCCUCUUCACCCCUACAGCAUCUCAGGGACUCAUUUUCACAGAGGAAAGAACCAAUCUGCGAAAGAGCAGUGUACGCAAAGCUAGAAUUCUAUUAUUCUUUUUAGAAAGAUACAUAUACUGUUCACAUAUAGGUAAUGUAUACCUCUGUAUUCAUAUUAAAUUGUAUGCUUGCAUAAUAUUUGAAGUAAUUUCUGUCAGGCUGGUUAUUAUGGAUGAGUUGGAUUACUUAAUCACCAAGGACCGUGCUGUUCUUCACGAUCUCUUCAUGCUCACAACUUAUCCAUUCUCACGGUUCAUUCUAAUAGGUAACGAGUAUAAAAAUCUGAAACUCCAUUAGUGAGACCAAUCACGCAAGUAUUUAAAUAUCCAAACACUCACCAGUAGACCGUAAAGCAGAUGGUGCAUAAACUGAAAUCUUUGGUUUUUUUCACGUCUACAGGAAUAGCGAAUGCGAUAGAUCUGGCUGAUCGGUUUCUCCCUAAGCUCGAAUCAUUGAAUUGUUAGUUACUCUUCCAUCUCACUGUUUUCACAUUUUAUAUCCAGAUCGUUAAUGUUCAUGAAAGGACUUAAUAGUUUUGAUGGUUCCCUUCUCAAGCUGGAUCGCAAGUCUACGAUAAAUAUGUUGAUUCUUCGACCCUGUUUCAUUAAUUUAGAUCUGUAGCUGACUUGUAUAUGGUGGUUCUCGUGUCUUGUGGUGCUAGGCAAGCCCAUGGUUGUAACAUUUCGUGCUUACAACAAAGAUCAGAUACUUAAAAUUCUUCAGCACAGGAUCAUGGUAUGUAGCUGUAGUUUUCUUGACUAUUUAAUUGGGGGUUUUAAUUUUACUAAUUUUUAAUCAAAUUACGAAACUCGACGAUUACUGUUUUUUUUUUUUUUUGUCAAUAGGCUAUUGGGUAUGACGUGUUUGAGCCUCUAGCGCUUGAGUUCUGUGCAAGAGUGAGUCAAGACUUUAUCUACCAUCUUUUAUAUACUAUCUGUUUAAUAUAUCUACUGAACAGUAGCUGUGUUUCUGUUCCAAAGAAGCAUCGAUAAAGUUUGUUGCCAUUGUGUCUUGUCUGUUAUUUUCAGUCUCAACUUCUUUGUACAGGGGACUAUUAUUUUAGAAUUAGUGAAUUGCUGUGAAGGUUAAAUGCAACAUGUCGAGGAUGGGUCAAUCCACAUUUAGUUAUGUUCCACCUUUUUCAGCUAAAAGUAGCUUGUUGUAUUCUUCUACAAUACUCUUUGUUUGUGGGGAUUUGGCGGAAAUAUUUGAGUAUUGUUGGUCUAGUACCAUGUUAUUAAAAUAGGGUUAAACGAGUACCAUGUUGUUCAGGCACGACCAACCGAUGUUACACAUGUUCUCUUGUACAAAUAUCAACAAAUAAUACAUUUUCUGACCACAAGUAACAUAUUUCAGAAAGUUGCUGCAGCAUCAGGAGACAUGAGAAGAGCUCUUUCUGUGUGUCUGUAAGUAUUCUAUAUUUUAUAGUCAAAUGUAUUUUAUUUGCCUUAAGUUCUAUCUAGAGACUCAUAAAAAGUCAAUAGAAUGAUGUUGAUUUUUCUGCCAAGUUUUAGUUAAUUUUUCAAAAAUCUUAUUAUACUUUAUUUGUUUUAUUCCAUUUGCGUCCCACUUUGCUUGAUUCCGUUAUCUUGGUGUUCUUUUUAUGCUCUCACAAAGGUGUACAUGAUAAGCAGAGUGGAUCUUCUUUGAUGAUGCUUUUAUGUUCUCUUCUCUUCCCCUUGAUAAUGUAUGGUACUAGAAAUGUGCUUCUGAUGAAUUAAUGUACGUCUUAGACAUCUCUCCGUUACUUGAAGAAAGGCCUCUAUUGUCUUUCUCAACCUUGUCAGUGUACCUCCAACAAUCUGCCGCUGGUUCUUUUAUUUUCCCAGAGUACUGGAUAGAUAGAAUGGAAAAAAGUUUUUUUUCCCCGGAUUUGAUAGAAAAACAGCCUCUUUGAUACCUUUGAUACCUUUCUAACAUAUGAAAAUGCUUUGAUACCUUUGUAACACUUCAACUACGUAUUCAUGAACAAAGCUUAUGGAGGCUCUUAUGAAGGCCACUUUAUUCUUUCUAAACCAAAACUUUUGCAAUUUCUGUGUCUUUGUUUCAAUGUCGGUUGACAUCAAAUAACAUAUAAUCCUUUAUCAUUCCAGAAGUGCAAUUGAGAAGUUUGAAACAGAGUUGAAGUGUGAUACAACAGGGAGUAAAAUAGAAAUGGUAAGUCGUUUCAUUGACAUUUUUUAAGUCAAAGUAGAUUAUAUAGAGACAUUCUCCUUUUAACAAACUCUUUAUUCAUGCUCCUGUUUCUUUAUGGGUAAUGCCCGUGUGCAAGAGUUUGCUGAUAGUUGUACAGCAGAGUUGGUACGAGUACCCGUUCUGAAAAUUUGAACAACACGAAAGAACUAUUCUAUUUUUAUGUAAGGUACUGUCAGAUGGAAUGUUAAAAUACAAAAUCUUCAAAUCAAGCUUUAAUUAAUGUUUCUGAGUGAUGACUACUUAGACUUCACAAUAUUAAUGGUUCUUAUGUUUGAAUUCCUUGUACCUAGACAUUGAACGGGUGCAUGUUUUUAUGCUAAUGCAUUAUCUCAGUAAUGUCAGUCAUGUUUAACUUUUUCAAUCGCCAGAAAAAAUCUGUUAGGUAAGCGUGAACAAGAUAAGUAAAUUGUGAACAGAGGACCAUGGAGCAAAGUAAAUUGUAAAUCAGUUAAUUUAUUUCAGUUUACAUGGAGGUAAAUGUUACGUUAUAAAAUGAUUGCAUAACUAUUAGCAAUCCUUUCAAUUUGCAUUUUAGGUGAGCUUUGAUCAUAUGGAUAACGCUUUAUCGAAGGCAUUCAGAGCACCAGUAGUAGAUACUAUUCAGUCUCUACCACAACAUCAACAGGUAAGCUCUAUGAUUCCAGAUAGAUCAUUGUAAUUCAUCUAAUUAUUCUAAUCUAACGGAUGAAUAUAUUUCGCUUCAUUUGGGUCGUUGCCUGAUCUCACGUCGAUAUUUUGCUUGCCAGAUCCAUGUGACCAUUUUCUUGCUCAUUUUCUCUUUUGUUUUGCUUGAGAGCCGUAGCUUUUGCAGUAAAAAAUGUGUGUCUAAAUCUGGUGUGGUCAUUUUUUAGGGCCAAUAGGUCACCCCUUAAGCGUGCCUAAUGCAGUUGUCUGCCAAUCUUCUUGCUGUUAGGAUUGUCCGGAUGCCCAACAGCGCCUAGGCUGCCUAGACGAUCUCGUACAGACUUUGUAAAUGCAAAUAUCAGCUGGUGCUUGCGUUUAUUUUUACGCAAGGAUUUGUGCCCGAUCAUUCAUGCAAAUGUCCUCUAAUCUGGCAAUUUUUCCAAGACAUUUGGCUGGACUCGAAGGGAUUUAAUGCGAGGGAUUUAGCUGCUUGUCAGGCCUAAUAUAUUGCUAUAUAUUGAUAAAUGUGUAGUUCCAUAAGUAAUUUACGUAUUAUUUUUUAUGCUGAAACUUAGUGUUUUAGGAUAAGGUAAUUUUAGAAGAGAUGUUCUAAUUCUAGUGGUUUUCUUAUGAUUCUAGCCGUCGUCAAUUUAUUUUAAAUAUACUUUAAAAUUGAGGAUGCCUCGUUGCCUCUGUGUUGUCGUCUAAAUGAAAUUGUUGUGGAUACUUGUCUGUGUACAGUCUCCUGCGUGACUUGUAAAUGUCUGCCUUUGCUUUCUGUCUUCUCAUUAGACGGCGCAUGCCUCGAUGUUGCUUUCUCAAUAGACCAUUGAUAUCCUCCUGACUGAUGUUUAGUUCACACAGUAAUAGUGGUAUUUGCUUCCUUCCAUUUGUGUCUUCGUUCCUCCUUCAUGCGGUUCUUGUAGGUAGUUAUAUGUCAUAAUGUCGUAGCUUAUUUAUUUACUAAUUUUGAGAUUUAGUGUUGUGCAUGGAGUAAUUAUUUCUGUUGGAGAAAAAUAGAUGUGCAUCGUUGAGCGUUGGAAUAGUUACCAUUUUUUUGAACGAUGAAUCCUAAAAGUCCAAUGGGGUAACUCUCAUACGGGCCUCAUGUAGUUGUCUCUCUAUUUUAUCGGAGUGGGACUUAUCUUAGUGGACGAUUUUCUUUACUUUCCCGCUCUAACUGUCAUUAAAAAUAUAACGUUGGGAACCUAAUGUCUUGGAGAAGUCUAUUUAGAUGACGUUUAUUAUGUCUGCUUCUCGCUUCAGAAUAUGCGAACACUGAAGGCAUGAAUGUAUUUAUUUAUUUAUUUUGCUUCUAGAACGUCUUUCUGGAAUUCAUCUUCUGGUGAAAAUAUAAUAAUUAUUCUGCUUUCUUUCAUUCUCCACUGCCCAGUCGGACCUAAACAUAAUAAUUAUUCUGCUCACUCUUUCCGAUAUUUAUCUCACUUCUAUGUCAUUCUCAUCCAUUAGUUUGGGUUUUUGUGAACUUGUUUCAAGAUUUUCUUAUAAACGCUUAUCCAGAUGGUGCUACAUUCUAUCUGACAUAACUUACAUUUCUAAAAUUGAUUGUGCUUCAGAUAAUAUUGUGUGCUUUAGUGAGGCUUUUGAGGAGCAGGAAGACUUCGACAGUUGGGGAUGUAAGUUUUGGUUUUUUUUAUAUUUGGUAAUUCGGGCAUAAUUUAGGUUUCCGGACGUAGUAUCAACGUUAGUGAACAGCCAAGUGGUAAAAGAGAAUGCAGAAUUUUGUGCCUUCAGCGGGAAUUGCACAUAUGGUCAUAAGCAUGUUUUGGAUUCUUGAACACCGGUAGGGCCAAGCAUUCUCAUGCUGGUUCUAUGACCAUUAUCUAUGUUGGUGGCUAGCAGUAGAUGCUUCACUCUUAUCGCAAAUUAUGCAUGCAUGAGUCACGAAUUCUAUAUGUACCCUUCGAACGCAACUCACUACUAUUCUACAUUGCUUCAUAGUGCAGCUGAACAAGUCAUACUUGGAGGUCUGCAGGUCUGCACAAGUCACAGCGGCUGGCAUGAUGGAAUUCUCGAGUAUGUGUAGAGUACUGACGGACCAGGUGAAAGUCUGAACGCAGUAAUAAAACAUGUACAGGUGUUCUAGUUUGAUCCUCAGAUUACCGAGUCUGCUUCUUGUGAAUUCAGGGACUUGUCAAGCUUGGGAAUUCUCGCGAAGAGAAGCUAAGGACGGUAGCGCUAGCAAUUGACGGAGCAGAUGUAGCAUUUUCUCUGAAGGUGGGACAGAUUGUGUGCAUUACUUUUAAAUUAUCAAGUCGUUUAGCAUUCAUCAGGAGGUCAGCUUACAUUUUGGAGAUGGCAGGGAAUCAGAUUCUUUCGGCAUUGCCUCGAGUAG